Molecule: messenger RNA, 1629 nt
Organism: Bolinopsis microptera
Lineage: Eukaryota; Metazoa; Ctenophora; Tentaculata; Lobata; Bolinopsidae
Product: mitochondrial substrate carrier family protein S-like
Exons: 10
Coding region: 157-1023 (288 amino acids)
Biological process (GO): transmembrane transport
Molecular function (GO): transmembrane transporter activity
Source: RefSeq, a predicted model, not a curated record
ACUUUCAACACUACUAUAUAACAAAUAAUUUCAGAGGUAUGUCGGGAAGCAAAAGACUCUGCUGACUGUCCACCGUGUGAAUAGUUAGCCACACGCGGCCCACAACACCAAGCAAAACUAACAACGACACAGCUGGUAUGAAAUGGUAAAGUUAAUAUGACAGAAGGAUACAUCGCAGGAUCGGUCGCUGGAGCAACAGGAUUAGUGGUUGGACACCCAUUUGACACGAUCAAAGUCAGACUUCAGACAUCCCAGAGAUACAAUGGGUUCACUCACUGUAUUACAAAGAUUAUCACGGAGGAAGGGGUUCGGACAUUGUACAAGGGUAUGUUGGCUCCGAUGGCCAGUGUCAGUGCAAUGAACGCUGUUUUCUUUGGGUGUUACACUGGGGUACUAUCAUAUGUUGACACGGACAUGGAGACUCCUAAAAUAUCGAGUACCUACAUAGCAGGAUCAGUGUCUGGUCUCCUCGCGGGCUUUAUCAGCGGUCCUACAGAGCUCAUAAAGUGCAGACUACAAGUUGCCGGAACAAAAUCAAAAAAGAAACUAGGCAACGUGGAGGUGAUUAGACAUAUAUUAAAAACGGAGGGAAUCAAUGGAAUGAGGAGGGGUUUGGGUAUAACUGUGAGCAGAGAACUUGUAUCAUCUGGUUUCUACUUUGCAACGUACGAAUGGAUGAUACAGUGGUUUAGAGGCCCUAACAAAAGAAUAGACGAGCUGACUUCUAUGCACAUGGUUCUAGCCGGGGGAAUAAGUGGAAUGUUGUCCUGGGGUAUCAACUAUCCGAUAGACGUAGUUAAGAGUAGGAUACAGAUUGAUGGAAUGAACGGGCCCAGAGAGUAUACCAGCUCUUACGCUUGUUUCAAGUGCAUGAAAGCCAAGACUGGAUGGGCUGGACUGUACAGAGGAGUAUCAGCUACCUUGAUGAGAGCUUUCCCAACCAAUGCGGCUAUGUUACCCGCCUACAGUAUUUCCCUACAAUUCCUCAUGAAACUGAAGGGCGAGCGAGAGCUGUUGUACUGACAAAGUGAUUUAGUGAGUGGUGUGAUGACGUCACAGUGGUAUGGUGACGUCAUAGUAGUAUGAUGACGUCACAGUGGUAUGAUGACGUAAUACCAAACAAUGUGACGUGAUGACGUAAGGCGGUUUCAGUCUUGUCAGAUAUUACUCCGGUAUGGGACUUAAAGAAGGGAUGUAUUUUGUAGAAAGCCUAGGAAAUGGUAUGUGAACGAUAAUGGAAGCUCGUUAUUUUGUGCUUGUCUAACUGUAUGGAAAAUAGGAUCUAGGUCCUAUCUAGAUAGUAUCUAUAUUCUAGAUACUAUCUGGAUACUGUCUAGUAGGUAGGUUAUGCGUGUAUUUGUGACAGAGAUAUUAUUUUACCAUUUACCUGAUAAUCGUUCAAUAGAAACAAAACGGUAGCCAUCGUAAUUUGUCGGAUGAUUUUUAAAGAGUAUUUUUUUGUAUGUUAUUCUCAGAACAGAUAAUUUUGACCAGAGGCGAUUUAAACAAAUUUAAUUUUUGAAGGGUUGGAACUAUUUUCAGCGGUUUAAUUUAUAUAUGUGAGUGUAUCGCCAUGUUGAAGAUCUUUUCCAUGCGUUUAAGAUCAUUUUUAUUUUUUAACUUUAAAAA